This is a messenger RNA of Anolis sagrei ordinatus, 2856 nucleotides long. It is a transcript of the gene LEPROT, whose product is annotated as leptin receptor overlapping transcript. Gene Ontology annotation, cellular component: endosome. Lineage: Eukaryota; Metazoa; Chordata; Lepidosauria; Squamata; Anolidae. Gene Ontology annotation, biological process: late endosome to vacuole transport via multivesicular body sorting pathway; negative regulation of growth hormone receptor signaling pathway. The record is from RefSeq and is a predicted model, not a curated record.
CACCACGUGAAGGAAGCGCUUGCGCCUGGCUCUCCGCCUCCUCGCCUUCGCAACCCGGAAAGCAGCCCCGGCCACGACAGCGGGGCGGGCAUGGCGGGCAUCAAAGCCUUGGUUUUGUUGUCAUUUACUGGCGUCAUUGGCCUGACAUUUCUUAUGUUGGGAUGUGCCCUAGAACGUUAUGGGGUCUACUGGCCAUUGUUUGUCUUGAUAUUCUACUUCAUAAGCCCCAUUCCUCACUUCAUUGCAAAAAGAGUCAGUGACGACACGGAUGCUGCAAGCAGUGCCUGCAUAGAACUUGCAUAUUUUUUCACCACAGGAAUUGUGGUUUCUGCCUUUGGAUUUCCUAUCAUUCUUGCCCGUGUUGAACUGAUCAAGUGGGGAGCUUGUGCCCUUGUGCUGGCUGGCAACGCUGUGAUUUUCCUUACUGUUCUAGGCUUUUUUGUUCUUUUUGGCAGAGGAGAUGAUUUUUCCUGGGAACAGUGGUAGACUUCAAUAUGAUAUGGAUCUGCACUACCUAACACACAUGGACCUUAACUAUUGACUUGGUAUUUACAGUGCAUUGUAAUUGUGUGUAUAUACAAUGUAUAUUAUGUGCAUAUGUUGACCUGUAUUAAGUGCAUGCAUGUACAGCCAUACAAAGUUUGAAAUGAAAAUACCUUUAAACAAAAUCCAACAAUGUACUGUGGUAUCCAACACCAGCAAAACUAAAAGCACCACCAGCACAUUGAAUUACCUGCUCUGGAGACUGUCUACAUUUUUGGAACAAUUUUGUAGAAUUGAUGGAUGGAGCAGGAUCUUCAAGAAGAGGAAGGUCACUCAUUCUGGCAGAGGCAACAGCAAACAGCUGAAGAAAACAAUUAGAUUUUGACUUUGAUAUUUUGAGUGAUUAAAAACACAGGAAAUUCAUGGCAUUCCAAAGACUAAUGUAUGUGUUUGGUAGAAUGUGUGUAAUCUACUAUAACUUCUGAAGAUCUUUAGAAGGAACCCCUUUCAGACACAGUCCUUGUACAGAAUUGUAGCUGUUGAUGAGCUGUUUGGAGGCUGAGCAGGGUUGAGCCUGGUUAGUACUUAAAUGAGAUUGCCAAGGAAUGCCAAGAGAUGUAGAUCAUAUUUCAAAGCAGUGCAGUGGCAAACUGCCUCUGAGUUUUCCUUGCCAAAGAAAACCCUAUGAAAAUAAUAGAGUCACCACAAGUCAACAGGCAACUUGAAGCCACAUAAACACAUAGGGUUUUAUGUAUAGUUGAAGGCUUUCAUGGCCGGAAUCACUGGGUUGUUGUAGGUUUUUUGGGAUAUAUGGCCAUGUUCUAAAAGCAUUCUCUCCUGACAUUGUAAGGACCUCUGAGGAUGCCUGCCGUAGAUGUAGGCGAAAUGUCAGGAGAUAAUGCUUCUAGAACAUGGCCAUGUAGCCCAAAAAACCUGCAACAACCCAUAUAGGGUUUUCCCAGUAUUUGCAAUUGGUGCAAGAAUUCCUUUUUUGAGGUUGUUUAUUAGACUUUAGUCAAACAUCUUGAGUCUUAAGAAAUAGAAAAUAAAAUCUCUUAAAAGAUUAACAGAUUUGAUUUUGUUCCAAUGUGGAUAUAACUGUUCUCUAGUGGAAUUCUCUGUUGACACCCAUUUUAAAGAAAAAUGGAGUAUCCAGUCCAUUAGAAUAAUAAAUCACUCAAGUUUUAAUAACUCAGUCUUAAAAAUUGUGAAUUAUGUGAUAUAAUCGUGAAAAUUCCUUUCACAUGGUGGAUUGUAUUUAUAAUUUUACCCUGAUAGAUUAAAGAACUCUUUCCGUCCAUAGAAGACUUCUAGUCUAUCAAAAGACACCCAUUGACAGCAAAGAACAUAUUUUCAUUGGUCCCAUGGCAGAACCCAGUGCUGUCCCAUAACACAUUCUGGAGUAGUAACCGAGUCACCAGAGCAGUGAAAUCGAAGUUAGUGUGGACUACAAAGAUACUACACUUGAUCUUAGCCAAAAGGCCAAGAAGUAAGCGGGGGAGAGUACUGGAUUAUUUUAUAAUCUCACAUGGUUUGCUGUCAUCACUCCAAAGUUUUACAGUGGAUGUACAUCCAGAAAGUUAUAAUUACCCCAUUAAAUUAGUCAUAAAAAUAGACAAAGAGCAGCCCAGAUUGUCAAAUAGAUAUCCAUUGGGCCUGGUCUCUUCGGGGCCUAGAUGGCUCAAGUGGUCUGAGCCCUUGAACAUCAAGAUUAUGGACCUACUUAAUGGACCAAUAUUGGGAAUUUGUAGAAAUAAGAUCCUAAAAUGUCCUAUGGACCCAAUAGAGGGUUAUCAGCAAAAUAUUGCUUCCCUUAAACCUUAUUCGUAGACUACAAAGAGAAGUCAAGAUAGGCAAAGAUUGUGUACCUCCUUCCCUUUCUGCCUGUUGGGGUGCUUCUUUUUAAAAUGGAAACAAAAUGGCAAACUUUCCCUCACUUUCCUUUGCAAAUUGUAAUUGCCGUUGCUUGCCUGUUUGGUUUGUUUGUAAUGGCUUUAACUGCUAAGGUUAUAAGGAUUCCAGAUGGCUUGAUCCUGAGAAGAUCCAAGUUUGUCAACCUGUUUGUACUGAACAUUCAUCUACUUCAGUGAUUUCCAUGAUAGUAAAUUUCAAAGUGCCUUUAUCUCCAAAAUUAUUGUGGUUGAAGAAAAAUUGUGCAUUAUGUAAUAUGUGUUUUUGCAAUCUGAUCUUUCAACAAACCAGCUGCUUUAUAUUUGCUCUUGUUUAGCCUUUUCUAUAUUUUAUAUGUAUCUGCAAUUCUGUAACUUUAUUAUAAACUGUAUCAUUUGAAGUACUAAAAUCAUGCACUAUUGCAAUGUAAUUGUGAACAGGAACAAGAUUCAAACUUUAAUAAAACUAAACUUUAAAAGAUCA